CCCCAAUCCGGCCCGGAAACGAUCGACGAGCCGGGAAUUUUGGAACGGAUUUGCAAUGUGCACAUCGAGUUCGCCGUGCGGCCGCCGAUCGUGAAUAACAAGCGCGAGCCGUUGGAGGCGGGGAUCGUGGAUGCGAAUUCCCACAAACGCUUCGCUGUAAUCGGGUCUUCUUUGCUAGAUUUUCACGGAGAUAACUUCGACGACGUGGAUCUGUAUCAGGAUCCCACGCUCGGCAAGAAGAAGAAGAUCGACGGAUCGGAGACGUCUGCGACGCCCGCGUGGUUGAAGCAGGACUACUAUUCCUCCGUGUCGGGGGACUCCGUCGUGGACAAUCUUCAUACCGAAGCGGAGGAGGCGCGGAAACACUUUUUGGAGGAAGGAGCGAACAACAGCAUCUCGCACCGGUGCUUGCCGAUCCCGAUCGAAGCGCACCCGGCGACGGCGUUCGACAUUGGGAGUGACAAAAUCCCGUUCUUGACCUAUCCUUCGUAAAACCGUCCCCACCCCAGAGUCAAGAUGGGGAUUUUGCAACACAAAUCUAGGAGUUUUGGGAAUCACGCAUGACACGUUGCAGUCCGUAAGGUAGUGCAAGUUAGCAAGGACAGCCGCAUUACAAAUCCAUCUGCUUAUCCUGUUUAGAGCAUUUUUACAAGUUCUUCCCAAACAUGAUUGAAAAUGCCUGUCCUGGGGAUGCGCAUCACAAAUGUUCCUGUCAUUGCAAAUCUGCAUGACAAGAAGUCUGGGGUGGGGACGUUUUUACACAGGAUAUGACCUUUUCCGUGUACAGCGAGAAAGCGGUUUAUGAUGUAGACCCCUUCGUCCGGGCGCAAACGUUAUCAAAUGCAAAUAUGUUAUUCGGGUCUGGAAGAGUGUAACUUGUCAUGCUACAUCUGGAUCGUGGAACAAUUUGUGUUGCAUGAUUACCAAAAGAGGUCCACUUUUGAACAAGUUUAGAGGCAGUUUCUCACGCAGGACCGGCAUGAUAGAGAUUUCACACACCCUGUCAUGCUAGGCCGUGCAUGGCAGACCGCGUGGGUCAUGGAAAACCUGCAUGACAAACCUACCAAUCUUUCAGACCCAGACAUAUUUGCAAUGCAUAAACGUAUCUCAGCGGGCCGUACGCGGAGGUGGGAAACGACGUAAACAGCGGGAAGUACGACGCAACAGUGCCGAAUUACGCCGACAAAGCGAAGCAGGAAGAAUUGGAGCAGUCUUUGCGGGGGUCGCCCACCGCGAAGGCGAAGCUGGCCGCUAUGAAAGAAGCGAAUAAUGCCACGGUGCUGCAGACGGUGAAGGUGAACCCCAAUGUUCCAGAGCUACCGGACGAGUCGAUUUUGCCAAUAGACGCUGACAAGUUGGUGAAAAAUCUGAAAUUUCAGAACUGGACCAUGAUGCUGGACGAUUUCGAACUCGCAUUGACCCCAAUUAUCGACCUGGGAGUGCUGCAGAGUCCGCAGUUGAGCUGCUUAGCGGUACUAUUUGUGGAUAAUUUUUUUUCGGCGAUUGAUGUAAUUGUAGUUCCGCAUGACAGGAGGUUUAUUGCGUAAAUGCAUGUUUAUGCAUGACAAAUUGAAAUUCUCCAACGCAAAAUAAAGGUUUCCACCGACGAGGAGGGGAACAUCACCGGCACGGACGGGUCUACAUCCAUUGUGAAAGCGGAUUUGCGACAAACGCCAGAGGAGCUGCUGGGCAAACCGUUUCAGAACUACUUGUUUCUGAAAGCAAAAACCGAGCAGCCGGCGGUGUUGGGGGUGACCAGAAUGAUGAGGCUGAUGCGCCUGAUGUCGGAGGUACUUGAUGUUUACUUACUAGAGCUUAUUUCUCUUCUUGGAACGGCGGAUCAGGCUUGGCUUAGUCGUGCUUGACUCGUCCGAAGAUAAAUUCUCUUUGUCCAGAACAUGCGGCAGUUUUUAAUAACGUACUCGUGAAUGCCCAUGCAUAUGCAUAUGUAACACCACUGCGGUGCAUACUUAAAACUAAAUUGCACCCCAGGUCCUUCUUCCGUACACCGCCCCGCCGCCCGGCGAAGAAGAUAAGUCCCCGGCGUCAGUUAUCAAGUGCAAAAGUGUCUGGGCGGUCUGGGAACUUGUGAUGCUAAGAUGUGGAUGAUAGAAACAGUUCCGAUUGCAACCCAGCAUGACAACUUUCCAGGGCGCCUUCUCCUACUCAAUCCGCAUGAGAAGCUGCGUUUUUGCAUGUACAAAAGAGGCCGCGAUUUUUGUUGGCUAGGCAAUACAGAUUUCCUACGUAUGCUGGAAAGUUAGCAUUUCAGCUUCCAACCUUCCAGACCAGACAUAUUUGCAAUGCAUAGCAGUCCGAUCUUCCCCCUGGAUCCCCCGGAUCGCGAACGAGAACAGCCAGUUCGACGCGAAUUGUGUGAAUACGGAGAAUAUCAAUUGCAAAUAUGUCUGGGUCUGGAAACUUGUGAUGCAAACCUACGAAGUGUGGGCGCACUACAAUAUGCAGCCCAGCAUGACAAGUUUUUGCGCUGCUGUGUGUUUCGUUUUUCGCAUGACAAACUGCGUUUUUGCAUGACAUGCAAGAGGCCGUUUUCCUGCUUAUGCGUCACAGAUUUAAGACCCAUGCCAGACGAGCAUUACAAACUUGCAUUCUUCCAGACCCAGACAUAUUUUCAUCUGAUAGAGAAAUUGUCUGAGUUCAUCGAAACCUUGAAGCUUGCCCUGUCCGUAUCAAAAUGAAAAAUGCCCCCACCCCCGAACUUGAAAGCAUUUGUAUUGCAAACCUUUCCAAAUGAAACAUUCGCCCUCUUGCACCUGUCAGCAUCACAGGUUUCCAAUCGUGAAUAGCGAAAAUCUGUAUUGCAAAAGACCCCAGCAAGAGCGGCGCUUGUCAUGCAAGCGAUGCGAUACACGCGCAGGCUCUGCAUCAGAAAGAUUCAUACUCCUUUCAUGCAUGGCAAAAAGUUUUCAUUUGGAAACUUCGCAUCACAAAUUUUUGCAAUUUGAGGGGUGGGGGGCACUUUUCACUGCAAUAGUCCGGGCUUUCCGGCCAGGUCUUUCUCGCGGAGAACGCGGAUCUGCUCGAGGACAUGCUGCUCAAAUUGAACAAAAACUGCCUCCAGCCGCUGCUGAAAACGAUUGAGGCGAGAAAGUUUCGAAACACGACGAAGGAGUGGAUUCUGUCCGACUUGGAACUCGGGCAGAUCUCUUCCUGGAGCAGUAUUUUGAAAAAAGUGUUGCCGGUUUUGUUAAAAACCAUGCACAGUAUUGGGAAGUUCGACGCCUUGCUGUUGACCAACCUCUCCUGGUCGCUCGCGCAGCUGAACGCCGAGGAUUCCGACUACCGCCUCGCGGCGCAGGCGCUGAAAAAUGGGAUUGCUAGACUCGAAGAA
Messenger RNA from Amoebophrya sp. A120, 3352 nucleotides. The record is from the annotation of a GenBank genome assembly. Lineage: Eukaryota; Dinophyceae; Syndiniales; Amoebophryaceae.